AUGAGCAUCGUUUCCCUUUUGACCCGAAUGAGCGAAAAUUCCAACUUGCGAGAGCUCAAAAAUGAAUUGAAAGUGGCUCAACGGACUCAGCUGCAGAAUCUCGAGUCGAAUCAUUCUGCGCAAAUGGAGCUUGCGGCAGAUUUGGUGUCUUUUUUGACCCUGAAAAGUAGGCUGCAGAAAGAGGUGGAUGAGAAAUUGUUGAAAUUGACGAAGAUUUUAACGGAGCGGAGUCAAAAACGAUCCGGGAUUUUCGGCUUCAAGGAUUCGACUGAAAAUGCUUUUGAAAAUUUAUUGAAGCAAGAGGAAAUCAGUCUCAGCCACCAACUCCGCGCCUCCGAGUCUCAAAGCUUUCUCGCCGAAGAAAUCAUCUCCCUCGCCGGCUUGACCCAAAAAAACUUCGAGCAAAACGAGUCGUUCCUCGAAGCCGUCCAUGAAAUGCACAAAGACAUCCUCGCCCAGCUCUUCAAGACCGACAAGUUCGUUCAAACUUCGGAGAAAAAAUCAAGGACGAAAGAAUUGGCACUCAAGGAAGACUUUGCGGUCAUCAAAAAUAAGCAGAAUUUUGAUGUUGCGAGAUGCCAGAUGAUCGCGUUUGGCGAAGAAUGGAACGGGCAUCAGGCGCUAGAACUUAGUUUUAAUUCUCAGGAAAAUUUCACAGUCGAAGUGACAAAAAUCUUUCAAAAAAUCAUCGAUCUCCAAGAAGAACAAAUCGCAAAAGACAAAAACCGAACCCUCAUCUUCCAACAAUCCCUAAACGCCGUCGACAAAGAAGAAAUCCUCGCAUCCUUCGCUGGAGAACUAAAACUGGAACUAGACUUGAACGAAAAAGUAAAAGCAAAGAUUUCAAAUCACGAUCCACUUGAUGAGUGCCAGCGGGAAGUGCAGGCGCAGAAAUUGGCGGAAAUUCGGAAGAGAAAAGAAGGAUUGGAGAAGGAAAAACAACUGCUUGGAAGAGUUCAGAAUAAGGAGACGAGCUUGAUUCCAAUGGUGGGUAUUGAAGAUAGCGAGGAGGAAAUUGCCAAACAGAUUUUGAUCAUCAGACAUAAACUCGCGAUUAACUCUCUCGAAAAAGCCGUCACCGAGUGUCUCGUCAAAACGAAAGUCUUCGCCGUUGCCAGAAAUUCUUCCAUCGCUCAAAAUCAUCAAGAAAUAUCGUUUCCUCGCGGCGCUGUCAUUGAACUUCCACAAGGUCUAUCCGAUUCGGAGAUGGCGUUUGGCCUCUAUCUGGCGAAAGGCGGUAAAUUCCCGUCAAAAUGCGUUGAACUCAUUUCUGAAAUCAACAAAGAAGAGCCUGAAAGAGAAGCUGGCGACCAAACUGACGAUGAAAACUUUAUUUCCAUUCCUCCUGCUAUCAAACUCAUUUGA
This is a messenger RNA of Oikopleura dioica, 1365 nucleotides long. The record is from the annotation of a GenBank genome assembly. NCBI's taxonomy places the organism in Eukaryota, Metazoa, Chordata, Appendicularia, Copelata, Oikopleuridae.